UAUAUUGUAGUAGACUCAGACUAAUAAUUGUACCACCAGCCAUAAAAUUGUAUUUUUUCCUUUACUUCCAAAUGGAGUGACAGGCUUCAGUUGAAAGCCUUGAAGACGUCCCAUACAUAAAAUUUUUCUCAUCAUGGCUGUUAAGAUAUUUGGGUGUCCAAAUGUUUUUAGCUGCUUGUUGCUGCUAUCCAACCUAGAUAGUUAUUUUGCUGCUGGAGACCUGACUUUGCAACGUUCUCAUACAAAUGCUAGUGCUUUAUUGAAAGCUGACCCCUUUGAUGCUAAAGAAUCAGGACGAGAUGAGAGGCUACACAUUUUCACCUUGGACUAUGAAUAUGUGCAAAUACCAUAUGAAGUUACACUUUGGAUUCUCUUGGCUUCUCUUGCAAAAAUAGGUUUCCAUCUCUACCAUCGUCUUCCACACUUCAUGCCAGAAAACUGCGUCCACAUUGCCAUGGGUGUUUUGGUUGGCGGGAUUAUUUUUGGCACCAAGCACAAAUCUCCACCAGUUAUGACUACCAGUAUUUAUUUUUUAUACCUCCUUCCACCCAUUAUCCUUGAAGGAGGCUAUUUUAUGUCCACCCGUCCCUUUUUUGAAAACUUUGGUUCAAUUCUUUGGUGGUCUGCAAUGGGCUCCCUUAUAAAUUCCUUUGGCAUUGGAUUGUCACUUUAUGGAAUUUGCCAGAUCACACCUUUUGGCCUCAAGGAUGUUAGCCUGCUUGACAGCCUGUUAUUUGGCAGCAUGGUCUCAGCAGUGGAUCCAACAGCCGUCUUAACUGUCUUUGAGGAGAUGUCUGUCAAUGAACAACUUUACAUGAUGAUAUUUGGAGAAUCCUUAUUAAAUGAUGGGAUAACUGUAGUCCUAUACAAUAUAUUCAUUGACUUUACCCAGAUGCAUAAAUACGAAACAAUUGAAUCUGUUGACAUUCUAGCUGGUUGUGCUCGCUUUUUUGUAGUCAGUCUUGGAGGGCUGCUGUUUGGCAUCGUCUUUGGAUUUGUGGCAGCUUUUAUGACUCGAUUCACUCAAAACAUUUCUGCCAUUGAACCUCUCUUGGUCUUCAUGUUCAGUUACCUGUCCUAUUUAACCGCAGAAACACUUUACAUAUCUGGCAUCUUGGCGAUCACAGCAUGUGCAGUGACAAUGAAGAAAUACGUGGAAGCCAAUAUUUCUCAAAAUUCCUACAUAACCAUAAAAUACUUCAUGAAAAUGCUGAGCAGUAUCAGUGAGACCCUGAUCUUUGUGUUCAUGGGAGUGUCUACAGUUGGUCGGAACCACGAAUGGAACUGGGCUUUCAUUGGCUUCACCCUGCUCUUCUGCAUGCUUUGGAGAGCACUAAGUGUCUUCUUUCUGUUCUCCAUUUGCAACAAGUUCCGCACUUACAAAUUUACUCUCAAGGAUCAACUUAUUGUUACCUAUAGUGGGCUAAGAGGAGCCAGCAGCUUCUCCCUUGCAUUUUUGCUUCCUACAAGCCUUUUCCCUAGAAAGAAGAUGUUUAUCACAUCUACUAUUGUGGUGAUAUACUUUACUGUUUUCAUUCAGGGAAUCACUAUUAGACCACUGGUAAAAUACCUAGAUGUUAAGAAGACCAAUAAAAAAGAAUCAAUAAAUGAAGAAAUUCAUAUGCGAAUGAUGGAUCAUUUAAAAGCUGGCAUUGAAGAUGUAUGUGGACACUGGAGCCAUUAUCAACUGAGAGACAAGUUUAAGAAAUUUGACAAUAAUUUUCUGAAGAAGAUACUACUGCACAAGCAACAGCCAAAAUCCAGCCUUGUUUCUUUAUAUAAGAAACUGGAAAUCAGACAAGUCAUUGAAAUGGUGGAAAGUAGGAGCAUGACACCUACGACUUCCAAAUCAUCUUCUCUUCCACAUCAGAGGCGCAGGAAUGAAAGAAUACAGAAACUUUCCCCUAAAGAUGUGGAAUCUAUGCAGAACAUGUUGGCACAUAAUCUGUAUCAAGUGAGGCAAAGGACGCUAUCGUACAACAGAUAUAAUCUUGCCACUGAAAAAAGUGAAGAGCAAGCCAAAGAAAUCCUUGUUCGACAUCGAUACAGCAUGCGGCAGACCACAAGGAAAGGUCACAGCUUACCAUGGGGAGGGCAGGCUGCCAGUAAAAGCCUACGUUAUUUAUCCCUGCCCUUCGGUAAUUCUCAACCAAUUAGAAGAACAACUAGGAUUGAUGAUGAUGAUCUAACAGGGUAUGGUAGCAGUGAUUCCGAGUCUGUCUUCAUGAUGCAUAAUUCAGAGGCUGGACCAAGGUCACCUCAGAAGAAACACCGCCAGCAGGAGGAAUUUCUCCCACUGGAGCAAAUGUAUUCACGAACUAAACCAGCCAGUUUUACAAGGCAGAAAAGAACAAAUCAACAGGAUCAGCAAGCCAGAAUACAAAAACCACUUUUAGCCCCGAAGCCUCAACUUAAUGCUGUUCUUGAAACUGAUACUCAGGAACUUGAGUCAGAGGAUGAGGUCAGCAGGGCCUCAUGCCCUACAGCACCUGUUGUAGUCUGGGCAGCAGAAACCAAAGGCAAAAACCAUCUUUAUCGAUCCAAAAGAAACUUUACUCAAAGAAAAAAGUGA
Molecule: messenger RNA, 2572 nt
Organism: Ahaetulla prasina
Lineage: Eukaryota; Metazoa; Chordata; Lepidosauria; Squamata; Colubridae
Gene: SLC9A4
Product: solute carrier family 9 member A4
Exons: 13
Coding region: 134-2572 (812 amino acids)
Biological process (GO): sodium ion transport; regulation of pH; proton transmembrane transport
Cellular component (GO): membrane
Molecular function (GO): sodium:proton antiporter activity
Source: RefSeq, a predicted model, not a curated record